Blepharisma stoltei is the source of this 2423-nucleotide messenger RNA. NCBI's taxonomy places the organism in Eukaryota, Ciliophora, Heterotrichea, Heterotrichida, Blepharismidae. The record is from the annotation of a GenBank genome assembly.
AUGAUUCCGAAAAGAGCACCUGCAUGAAGUUUAAAAGGGAGAGCCAAACCUGAUAAGCCACAAAAUACACCUGGGCCAGGCGCAUAUACAUCUACUAGUGUAGUACUUGAAAAAGAUCCAAGCUAUAGCAUUAGUAAAUCUGAAAGGCCAACGUUGGUUAAAACUGACAUAAAGAUUGGGCCUGGAGCUUAUAAUCAUUCAUCUUCUUUGUCACCUAGAAGAGUUGUAUUUGGAUCAGCACCAAGAGUUACCGUUCCUAUUAAUAAUAAAAACCCUGGGCCUGGGAAUUAUGAAAUAUCAUCAAGAAUUGUGGAAGGGCCUAAAUAUACAAUGUCGCCUAGAACUAGUUUAGAUGGGCCUUUAAAUCCAGUCGGCCCAGGACAGUAUGAGUUGAAAAGCCUUGAAAAGGCACCGUCUUUUAAAUUUGGUACAAAGGAGAGGGCAAGUAGUUUAGAAAAUAAGAAUUUAGUACCUGGACCUGGAGCUUACAAUUCUCAAGCUGAAGAACCACAAAAAGCUUCUAAAUUUGGAACUGAGCCACGUGGAAGUUUGGUAAGAAAAAACACUCCUGGUCCUGGAGCUUAUGAAGUCAAUUCCACAAAUGACAAAAAAGGGAUAACGAUUUCAGGGAAACUUUCAUUAGAAACCAAAAAUCAAACCCCAGGGCCUGGGAGCUAUGCAAUAAAUAGAGCUUUAGAAAAUCGAUCAUUUAGUGUUGGAAAAUCUCAACGGUUUAUCAGGCAAAUUUCAACACCACCUGGCCCUGGCACUUAUAAUGGAGAUAUUAAAGAUAAAGGAAGCUCCUUUGCAUUUGGUAAAGAUGCUAGAAAAAUUUUUAAUGACUCAAAAAGGGUUCCUGGUCCUGGGCAAUAUGAUCUCAGCGAUGGCUUAUAUAAGACUCAAGGAGUUUCCUUUAAAGGAAAAAGAUCUUUGAACCUAAGCAGUGAAAUUCCAGGCCCUGGAAGCUACGAGCCUAAAUAUAUAAACGAAAAGAAAGUUGCUGUUGGGUUUGGGACAUCUAAAAGAGCUUAUGAAAUUAUGCUUACUCCCCCCCAAUCCUUGAUCGAACGACUCGCCAUCGUUCGAUCAAGGAUGGGGUUAAAAAAAAUUUUUUUGGGAAAAAAAAUUUUAUAUAUAAAAUAAAAAAAUAUAUAUAUAUUUUUUUUAUUUACUUUUAAAUAAGAGGGGUUAAGGGUAUUUAAUAAUUAUUUUUACAGCAAAAAAUUUAAUUAAUUUCAUAAAAAUACCAAUUUUUAAUAUUUUGAUUUAUUAGUUACCCCUUUAAACUGUAUAAAUUUUAAUUUGUUUCCUUAUUAAAUUAAAUUUUUUUUUUAAAAUUUUAAAGAUCUCUAUUUUAUUAGAUUAUUAAUUUUUUAAGCCUAGAUUGAUGACUAAAUCACUUCGGAUAGUUGAUUUCGAAGCUUUCUGUCGUCUCAAAGUCCCUGAAAACAACUUCAUUAGGUGCAUCUUCCCAAGCUUUUGAUAACUAAUAUAUUUUUUAUAUAUAUUAAGAUUAAGAUUAAGAUUACGCUGGGUAUUUAAGGUCCCUACUACGUCCGAGGUCGCAUGCCACGGUUUCCCGUGUGGUGGCAGAGCGUUCACCAAGCCCGGGCCGAAACCCCCGGUUUCUCGGUAGAGGUAUUGUCAAGGGCCGUCUUAUACCGGCUUUGCUGACCACCUCCAUUUCCAACUUGGAUCGUCGCCUAAGUUUACGCCAACUCCGCUUCGUCGUCCGCCAGAUCUGCCCAUUGAAGGGCACCUUUUCAACUGGAGAGACCCCCGUCUCGAUGUCUAACUCGCCUCCCCUCUUUUCCGGUCAUCCCGAGAAAGAACUCAACAGCUUUCGCCAUUCGGGGCGAGCCACUAAAGCAGCUUAGGCAGGUAAUUCACCCUGCCUCAUUUCGGGCACUCACUGGGCUGAGCGCUGCUGGCAAAAAGAAGUCACGAAUAACUGCCCAUGGGUCUGGUCGCAAAAACAGCGGUUCUCGCGCUUAGGCCUCUCGCUCGAGGUCCCGGACGUUGUUGGGCUAAUUCCUGGCUCCAAAAACCAUGCCCGGAUAUACAUGGGUAACCACCACUGGGAGGGUGGGUCGGUCGCCAUACGCCAUUUUAUGUAUAUUUUUUUUAUAUAUAUAAAAGUUGCAUGAUAUGAAAAUCGUUCGAUCAAGGAUGGGGGUUAAUUUCCCCAAUUUUUAGGAAUUUUUACAGUCAAUCGUUCGAUCAAGGAUUGGGGGGGAGUUAGAGAAAGUUUUCCAGGGCCAGCUACUUAUAUGAACCAAACAACUCGAGAUACUCCAAGCUGACGAUUUGGUUCUCAGCCAAGAAUAAAAUAUCGCACCAAUAAAGACCCUGGCCCAGGCUCUUAUGACAUUCCAGAGCUAUGAAACCCUUCUAAAAUUCCUGGGAGUGUGCGAGUAACUUAA